Molecule: messenger RNA, 1872 nt
Organism: Necator americanus (New World hookworm)
Lineage: Eukaryota; Metazoa; Nematoda; Chromadorea; Rhabditida; Ancylostomatidae
Exons: 4
Coding region: 1-1872 (623 amino acids)
Source: RefSeq, a predicted model, not a curated record
AUGAAUGGCGGUACACUCGUCAUUCGUGGAGAAAAGGUUCCGUCGCGAAAUGUAGGGGGUGUUGGUUUUGUUGUGCACCCAUCUGUCAUUCAUCUCGUCGAUUCUCACGAGAUCCUGUCACCUCGUCUGGCCAUUCUUCGCCUCCGCCCUCUGCGCCAAAAAUCCAUCAGUAUCAUCAACUGCUAUUCACCAACAUCAGCAGCUGAUGAUUCCGAAUUGGACGCGUUUUACGAGGAGCUGGAGGAAGUAGUCCACAACGAGAAGUCCUUUUACAAAUUCGUUUUCGGAGACUUCAACGCAAAACUAGGAAAGGCCAUAGAAGAGAUAAACAGGAUUGGAAGAUUUGGACUAGGGGACCGGAAUGAAAAUGGCAAUCGUCUCGCCAGGCUGUUGUCCGCCGCUCGCCUCUUUCAUGGGAACCCUGUUUUCAUGAAAAAAGAUCAUCGUCGGUGGACAUGGGAAUCGCCCAAUGGCGCGACUCAUACGGAGAUCGACCACAUCCUCACCUACCGGAGCCACACGUUGAAAAAGAACAUCUGCUAUUGGCAACGAAGGAGAAAAGAAGUCGUCUACGACGAUUGCGUACUCGAGGACUCCUUGUCCCAAGGUGACUGGCACAUCGAGGAGGACCCACACGUGGACUAUGAGAUGCUGCUCAUAGUCCACGUGCUUGAUCCGAAUGCAUCGCACCUUGAGCGGUUAGUAGCAGACACUAGCUGCAGAAAAGCGUUGCAGGAGGAUCUUUUGAAGUACAGGCAGAAGAAGAUUCUAGAAGCAGCACAAAGAAGAACGAGUCUAAAGAAGUGCCGCAGGGAUCUCCGCGAUUAUAAUAUUCCACUAGCAGCCUUGCUGAGCGAAGACGGGACUCGCACUUCUUGUCGUGAGAUGGAAAUCAUUACGCAGAGGUUCUACUCGAACCUUUUCCGUUCAUCAACUCCUGUGUCAAGCCCAAUCAUUCCCACUGGCGAAGCUCCACCACGGAUUCUCCCUUCGGAAGUACGAAUCAAGAGCAUGAAACCUGGCACAGCCCCCGGACCUGAUUUUAUAUCAGUAGACUUUCUUCGGGCUGGCGGCCAUCCGCUUCAUGUAAUCUUAGCAGCGCACAUGACAUUCUAUCUUCAGAAAGAAAGGAUCCCAGACCAAUGGAAGACCUCGCGAACCAUUCUUAUCCAUAAGAAAGGACGCUGGAUGAGACCCAGCCUCAAAGAACAAGCUGGAUUCCGCCAGGGGUUCAGCUGUUUGGACCACAUCCAGACCGUGUCGAGGGUCAUAGAGGUUUGCCGUGAAUACCGCCUGCCCCUUGUUCUAACCUUCGUCGACUAUGAGAAAGCCUUUGACAGCGUAGAAACGAAUGCAAUACUAUCAGCGCUGGUCGAUCAAGGUGUGGACGCGUCGUAUGUGAGGACAUUAGCCAAUUGCUACGAACGAUGCACGACUAAGAUACAGCUUUUCCACCGCCCUCUCACCAUACCCAUUGAAAAGGGGGUACGACAAGGCGAUACUAUAUCGCCGAAGCUGUUCACGGCUGCAUUGCAAUGGAUAAUGAAAUCACUAUCCUGGGAAGAAAGAGGCAUACGUGUUGAUGGAAGAUUUCUCUCGAACCUUCGUUUCGCGGACGACAUCGUUCUCUUUUCGAGCAGUACCAAUGAAGCAGAAACGAUGCUCAACGAAUUGAACGAAGCAGGUAAGAGAAUAGGACUACGAAUAAACAGAAAGAAGACACAGUUCAUGAAGAACGCCCACUCAGGAGCUCAGCUGGAUACGGCUCAAGGACCUCGUCAACGUCACUCACGAAGCUUGAGAACAUCUUGGAUGACAAUGGAGAGGGAACGAAACGAGUGGAAGAGAUGCUGGGGCCCGCACGUUCAGUGA